This is a messenger RNA of Penaeus vannamei (Pacific white shrimp), 2114 nucleotides long. RefSeq lists its product as uncharacterized. NCBI's taxonomy places the organism in Eukaryota, Metazoa, Arthropoda, Malacostraca, Decapoda, Penaeidae. The record is from RefSeq and is a predicted model, not a curated record.
GAGUAAUAGCGGCCGUUGUCCUGUAAGAGCGCGCGUCUAAAAGCCUCAAGGUGAUAAAAUAACGAACAAGAUAAUGAAAGUGGCCUCCUCGAACUCAGUGAUACGACCCUUUUUCUAACGAAGGUCUCGAUGGCGGCCAAAUUCGUCUCCUGUCUGACAAUAUUCUCGUCUCUCGCGCUGACCUCCUGUUUUCAAAUGAACGGCCCCGCCCUACUGACGAGAAGGUUGCCAGACAGUAAUUUUCAUCUCCCCGCCAUACUUCAGAUGCAAAAGCGCCACAACGCUUUACAGAGAGAUUUGGUAAUAUCAACUCCAUCAAGCUCAAUUUCUGAAGCGAUAACGGAAGCAGAGAGGAGAGUUGAGGAUGCACUGUCUGGAAGAAAGGAAUUAAAAAAAGAGGAAAAUGGCAUCAGAAUAUCUCCAACGGGCAAAGCUUACGCGGAUCUGAAGGAAGGAAGCAAACCGAAGAAGAAGGAUUUUCAUUCCUCCCCUGCUUCAUUUCGCCAGUUGAAUCAAGCCUCCUCAGAUUCCAGUCCUUCAUCACAUCCCACAAGAAGGAAUCACCAAUCCCAACUUAAUACACACUCAUCGAACAAACAGACGUCAAUUCCCGCCUCGAAGAAAACGGAAUCACCCUCUCGUUCACAUCCUCCUGGUGUCACGCUGUCUCCCGUGGCCAAGAAUUCACGCGUGCUUGAAGUCGCCGAAGAUUCGGCGCAUCAAAUUUCCAAUAUUUACGAAAGUCGAUCGUUAGAGAGAUCGGAUGAAGAUGUGACGAAGAAAGCGCAUGAAAUUGAUGCUUAUGUCACAGAUGGGAGCACAAAGCAGAACGAUGAAGUUCACUUCUUCUGGACAUGGGAGGCGGUCGUGAUCGUGAGCAUCCCUGUGUUGUGCAUUGCUUCCCUGCUCAUCAUAGGCUUCCUGACGAGGACUCGCUUGGGCGCCAGGCUCUACUGGUUCCUCACAUCCAAGCACAAGUUCGACCUCGAGAUGUCGCGCCGGAUCAGCCAUCACCUGGAGCAUCCGCACGUCUUCAGGAGCGCUGAGGCCACGACCGACCAGGGGGAGCCCAGGGACGGCGGAGAAAACGGGGGGUGCGUGGCCGUGGAACUCAGGUACAACUCAAGCAGUGACAGUUUCGUGUCCUACUACGGCAGUCUGGGAAGCAGGGACAGUUUCGACAGCCAGUAUAGCAGUGAGGAAAGCGGUUCCUGUCAUAACGUCGGGAGCAGCAGGAGUAAGAGAAAGCAGAGGAGGGCUGGAAGGAAAAGCAGUGUCAGCAGUGAAGCGAGCAGUGCCAGUUACCUUAGCACAAGCAGACGAGGCAGCCAGGAGAGCCAGAUGAGCUUGCCAAGACUCUGGGGCGGCCGACGGAAGGGCAGCAACGACAGUCAAAUGAGUAUAGACAGCCAGUUCAGCGCACACAGGCGAGGAAGCACAGAGAGCCAAAGAAGCAUAAUGAAGCUCUGGUACGCUGGACGAAAGGGAAGCAGCGACAGCCAGAUCAGCAUCGACAGCCAGUCUGUCGUAAGCAGACGAAGCAGUUUAGACAGUCAGAGGAGACAGAUAGGCACUGACAGACACAGCAGCAUGGACAGCAGCUACGGAAGCAUGGACAGCCAAGGGAGUAAAGAAGGCCUUGAUAAUUUCGUAGGCGGAGCACGGACGAGGAGAAGAGACAGCCCAAGACAGCUCGAAGCCUCCUUGCAAGAAAUGGCCACAUAUUCUCAGGCACGAGCGAGGAGCCUUGACUUGGGUGAAGAAAGGAGGAUGUCGAGAACCCUGUCCCUUAUACACGAAGAACCUCCAGUGUAGAGUAAAGCAACAGUGACAGUCUUAGUACUUGGGGAUCGUGGUAAUAGAUGUCAGUAUAAAAUGACGAUAAUGAGAAUGACCUCCAACACUAAGUAGUGUAGCACCUAGUAAUCACAGUGAUAAUAGUGAUAGUAUGAGAUAAUAGUAAUGAUAAUAGCCACCGACGUAUUGAAUAGUGAUGAUCAUACGUGUAUAUAUGUCUUAAGAUAUACGAAUGGGUUUCCUAUUUUUAUAUGCAAGAUCUGUAAAACUGGAAAUGAAUAUGGUUAUUUAUAUAGUUUAUAAAGUCGUGUUCUGUA